UUACGUAGUCUUUUCCGUUUCUCUACCUCUCCUUUGCAUCGUCUGUCUCCUCUUCAGCCUUGAAUGCACAGUUGCCCUUCUCCUUGGCUCCGCAGUGGCCUUCCGUCUCCAGGUUCCUCUUUUCGUCGCCGCUUCUUCACACCAGUACCGUUUCGCUCCCGCUGACCAGGUCUCACGUCUCUUUUUUGCGCGUUUUUCGUCGUUCUGUGACCAUUAAUUUCACCCGUCGUCGACUCCCAGCAUGUCGUACCUCUUAGCAUCACUCACGAAGGGCGCUAAGUGGGCCGGCCUCGCUCUCCUGGGUUAGUCCCUGCAAAAUAUCUCACCCUGUCGUUUCGACAGAGCGCCAACCAUAAGAUCAAUUUGCACCGAAUAGCCCGGACACGCAGCGGCUCGCGCGGAAGAACUUUUUUUCACGCGCGUUCACAUGCGUCCCCGUGCGACCCAGCUGUCACGUUUUCAAGAUGCUCGAUAAAGAUGCAGUAUCGGCUACGUUUGGGAUACCCAACCAAGCGCCGGCAUUCCUGUUGGCGUCGCAUACUUCCAGGUUGUCUACCACAACGUUGAAGAAGAGGCAGAGAAACUUCAUAGGGAAGGAGACCUCUACCGUCAAAGGAUAA
Messenger RNA from Toxoplasma gondii ME49, 620 nucleotides. RefSeq lists its product as hypothetical. Bases 465 to 620 code for a protein of 51 amino acids. The transcript has 2 exons. Lineage: Eukaryota; Apicomplexa; Conoidasida; Eucoccidiorida; Sarcocystidae. The record is from RefSeq and is a predicted model, not a curated record.